This is a messenger RNA of Cajanus cajan (pigeon pea), 751 nucleotides long. RefSeq names its product protein transport protein Sec61 subunit beta. Gene Ontology annotation, cellular component: Sec61 translocon complex. Gene Ontology annotation, biological process: intracellular protein transport. The record is from RefSeq and is a predicted model, not a curated record. Lineage: Eukaryota; Viridiplantae; Streptophyta; Magnoliopsida; Fabales; Fabaceae.
UUUACCCGUUUGAACGAAAUUCUAUAUUACCGGCGAGUAUUCCUCUCUCAAUCUGCGACACCGACGAACCUCACUCACCGGAAUUUCGCAUUCAGGGUUCUGAAACUGAAGAUGCACGAUCUGUUCUGCUCCGAUCAUUGCUUUUUCUCUGUUUGGUUGAAAUUUUUGGGAUGUGAAUUUGGUGGAUUUUCAACGAUUGGAAUUUUUCAUUCUGUCAAAUUGCAUGGAUUUAGUUUGAUUGAAAAUGGCUUUAGGUGGUGGAACAGCUCCCCAAAGAGGAAGUGCAGCGGCUACUGCAAGCAUGAGGAGAAGGAGAACAACCGGUGGUGGGGCCUCUGGAGGAGCAGCUGGAACUAUGCUCCAAUUUUACACCGAUGAUGCCCCUGGACUCAAGAUUUCCCCUAAUGUGGUCCUUGUAAUGAGCAUUGGCUUCAUAGCAUUUGUUGCCAUCCUUCAUGUGAUGGGCAAGCUGUAUUUCGUGCGUAAAGAGGCUUAGAGAAUACAUAGGCUCAUUUUUGAAUUUUUAACAGUUUAUGUUAUGGAAUUUAGAUUUUCUGUUGCUGGAACCACCUCUUCCUUUUGGUACAAUAUUUUGUUAUUUUUUUAAGUUAAAUAGUUGAAAUACUUUUGGUCGUAAGGAAAAAACAUUUCUGUUCUUUUUGGUUUUGCACUUGUUGAAAUAUGUUUUAGCUUUCCCUUAGUUGCUUAACUUGAAGGUGAAAAAAAACUAAAUGUUGGAAUUUAUGUUGUA